CAUCCGGGAAGAUGGCGGCGCCCAGGGAGUUCCUGCGCCUGGGUGCCCGAGAAUGGAAUGGGAGAGCCAGGGCCAUCCAUGGCCCAAGGGAACCGGUGACCCCAGACAGCAAUCAGAAGAGAAUCUGCUCCCCAGAGACCAGACAGGCAGCCCCAGGCCCCAGGCUUCACCUGACAUAUUUUCGUUUUCUCCACAGGUCCUUCCCGAACAUCCAGCAGAAAUACGGCCCAGAUGUCACAGGUGCCCUCUUCAUCCUGAAGCAGGGAGGCGCAGUGAAGUAUGACCGCUGUUGUGAGGGGGUGUGGGGGGGGGCAGCUCUGCUUGCCAAGGGGGUAAAGACAGGUCGAUCCCUGGGGCGCUCUGGCUGGCCGGCCAGCCUGACUAACAAGCUCUGGUUCCUCACCUUCCGGGAGGUGCCUGUGGAGGCCGUGGAUGCCAGUGGCUGUGCCAUCAACUACCAGGGCAUGAGUAACCUCCUGCCCCUAAAGGAGCUGCGGUCCCUGUCGCUGCAGCAAAGAACUGCCUCCUGGUGUUGCUUCCUUCGCAUAUGGACGGAAACUCCGUGCCACUCUCCCAUUUGCCCUCAUCCCUUCAGGAACCUCCGCAGGCUGGACAUCUCAGACCUCCCCGCCGUGUCCCACCCAGGCCUCACUCAGAUCCUGGUAGAAGAGAUGCUGCCCCAUUGUGAGGUCUUUGGCACUGACUGGGCCCUGGGCCCGAAGCUGGAGCCACUUCAGGGCUCUCUUGCCAAUGCCAAGGAGCUAGCAGACCAUCCGGAGAUGACCUCACCUGGGCUCUAA
Molecule: messenger RNA, 800 nt
Organism: Cricetulus griseus (Chinese hamster)
Lineage: Eukaryota; Metazoa; Chordata; Mammalia; Rodentia; Cricetidae
Source: RefSeq, a predicted model, not a curated record